Messenger RNA from Vitis riparia (riverbank grape), 570 nucleotides. RefSeq lists its product as uncharacterized. The record is from RefSeq and is a predicted model, not a curated record. Gene Ontology annotation, biological process: transmembrane transport. Lineage: Eukaryota; Viridiplantae; Streptophyta; Magnoliopsida; Vitales; Vitaceae. The transcript has a single exon. Gene Ontology annotation, molecular function: transmembrane transporter activity. Bases 1 to 570 code for a protein of 189 amino acids.
AUGAGGAAUUCCCGCGUCUUGAUUUGGCAAAGGUUAGGAUGUUGUAGUAGUUGCUUCAGGCAGAGGGAAAGACUUGGUUUCCAGCAGGCGAUUAUAGGACUGGGAAUCGUUGGGGUGACACCUGUAAUUGGGAAUUUGUCUGAUGAACAUGGAAGGAAUGCUCUGCUCACAAUUCCAAUGGCCCUCUCCAUUAUUCCCUUGGCUAUAUUGCAAUAUAGCAGGACUACCACCUCCUUCUACGCAUACUUUGUGAACAAGACUCCUACUGCCAUGAUUGGUGAAGGCAGUAUAAAUUGCCUUGCUCUCGCAUACGUGGCAGACAACAUCUCAGCAGGCCAGCAAGCCUCAGCUUUCGGAGUUCUAUCUGGGAUAGCAUCUGCUGUUUUUUUUGUCUGUGGAAUUCUAGCCGCUCGCUUUCUCUCCACUGCCUUCACUUUUCAGGUUGCCACCCUUGUAUCGAUGAUUACAACCAUCUACAUGAGAGUUUUCCUCAAGGAGACUUUCCCCAAAGGCGAUUCUUCACAGGCAUUAUUGAAAAAAAAAAAACCGAGUAUAAGGGAAAUGUACUGA